CAAAAAUAGGGCAUCUGGCGUUUUCCGCAAGAAGAAGGCCGCAGACACGGAGCCUGUACCGGACCUGCCUGUUCCACCUUCACCUGCCGACACUUCUACUUCAGCGCCUGGUCCGGCUCGCUAUAUCCCACCUCCACCUUUACCUCCUCCAUACUCACAACCAUCAACAUCGCUCUAUACUCCUUCUACUGCCUCAACGCGACCUGAACAAAAUCAACAGGAGCGAGAGCAAGAACAGGAACAAGGGCAGGAACAACAGCCCCAAGACGACCAACAACAAGACCAGCUAUUGGAUCAAGCUCCCGCGCCUCAACAACCAGCGCCAGACACUGCGGCGCCGGAUCCCUUCGCGCCUAAAUACGUCCCCUAUAUCGAGGCAACUCCACUCAAGAACAACAUGCUCGCCGGGACAGCAGGAAGAUAUGGGCGGGUGAACCCUGAUAUCAUGGGUGGCUUCGGUGAUGACGAUGACUCCAUCUGGCUUGUGGAUGACGAGGAGUCGGACGAGGAGCAGCGCCGAGAGCAGCGCAACAGUCAAGCCCGAUCUUCUAAUUCUCUACGCACCCCUUCACGGCCAGUCUCGCGACGUUCUAAUGCUUCUUCUUCGCGUACACCAGCAACAACACAAACCCUGGACUCGGGUCCUGCCCCUCCGGGUUCUUCUUUUAGACCGGGUUUCCGCUAUCAUGUGCCCUCUCUACUCGACGACGACGAGUUCACCUCGGGCACUCUCUCAAGUACUGCCGCAACACCUGAAACACUGCCUACUCAGGAAACCUCCCCUGCGCCAAGACGGGGCUACGGUCCUGUGGCAGCAUCAAUCCUUAACCUCACUGAUCUCGGUGUCGACGCCGACGACAUCCAUGAGCCUCCAUCAAAGAGACGAAACAUCACACCCCUCCCUGCUCGACCUGCGGCUGCGGCUGCGUCUUCCUCUUCUUCUUCUUUAGUUAAUCCGUACGUUGCCCGGUUUCAGCAGCCGGAUGAUGCCAAGGCAACGGCAUCUCUCCGCCAGCUGGAUCAGUCUGCGGAUGACGUCGCUGAUGAUUUCAGCUUUGGCCAGCGAUAUCAGAAAGCCCCCGACUCACCUGAUGUGAUUGUCACCCACCAGCGGAUACCAGCAGAGGCGAGCACCCGUGAAGUAGAGUGCGUGCUGUCCAUUGAGUCGGAUCUGAGUAGCAAGCUCUGGACCGAGAUCAGGUGUCCUGAAUGCCGUGAACUACUAGAAUAUGCCGACAUACAGAGAUAUGCCAAUAACCAGACGUUUACGAGAUAUGAGACCCUGGCUCUUCGGGCUGCCAUGUCGGAAGCUGAAAACUUUAUAUGGUGCACUUCUGGCUGUGGCUCCGGUCAGAUCCACGACUCGGGCUCUGAGCAGCCAAUUGUUACUUGUCUUCACUGUGGCCAUCGCUCAUGUUUCCAUCACAAUGUUGCGUGGCACCAGACUUUGAGUUGCGACGAAUAUGACCAACUCCUCGCCGACCCUGAAAACUUUCGCUCUAACCUCGAGAUCGAGAACGAGAAAUGGUCGGAGGCCCAGCGAGCUCAGUUGGAAGCUGAUAGAGCUAUGGCACAGGGGCUACUGGCUGAGGAUCAAGCUGAGCGAAGGCGCCAGGAAGAGAGAGAACGACAGGAGAGGGAGCAAGCUCAAAAGGCAGCCAAGCUAGCACGCCAGAUUGCCGCUAGAAGGAAGCGGGAGGAGGAACAGAGCCGGGCUACCGUGAGCCAAACGACGAAGCCUUGCCCCGGGUGCGGGUGGGCUAUCGAGAAGAACAGAGGCUGUUCGCAUAUGACUUGCAUCAAGUGUAAACACGAAUUCUGCUUCGAGUGCGGCGCGAACCAUCGCGAGAUUAUGAAGAAUGACAAUAGCGUCCACAAGCGCACAUGUCGCUACCAUCCAGAUAACCUUGAGGACUAUGAA
Molecule: messenger RNA, 1921 nt
Organism: Fusarium vanettenii 77-13-4
Lineage: Eukaryota; Fungi; Ascomycota; Sordariomycetes; Hypocreales; Nectriaceae
Exons: 6
Biological process (GO): positive regulation of proteasomal ubiquitin-dependent protein catabolic process; protein polyubiquitination; ubiquitin-dependent protein catabolic process
Cellular component (GO): cytoplasm; ubiquitin ligase complex
Molecular function (GO): ubiquitin conjugating enzyme binding; zinc ion binding; ubiquitin protein ligase activity
Source: RefSeq, a predicted model, not a curated record